Messenger RNA from Anisakis simplex (herring worm), 426 nucleotides. The record is from the annotation of a GenBank genome assembly. NCBI's taxonomy places the organism in Eukaryota, Metazoa, Nematoda, Chromadorea, Rhabditida, Anisakidae.
AUGAGUAAUAUUCUGCCGUUAUUAGUGGGUGAAUGGAGUCGACAAUCCAGUAAAGACGAAACGAAGAUGUUGAAGAGGUCAAGGCGCAAGCAAGCGAUAACGUGGUGUACGACAUCGACCAUAGCUGCACUCGUCUUGAGUAUAUUCACGAUAAUGAAAUUACACUGGGAUCAUGAAUUAAUGAUGAUUUCAGUAUUCGAAAUAAUCGUCUAUAUAUCAGCCGCAUUCGCUUGUAUAUGUGGCUGUUUGAGGGAUGAUCCUUAUCUUAUCAUACCGCACAUCCUUAUUGCUGUACUCGUUAUAAUUAUUCGAUUCAUAGUCUUCAUACUGGCGCUGAUCGCAGCAGUUUUCCCUCAAAGUUAUAACGAACUUUUGAGAAGUCGAAAUCAUCAUAAUGGUUACCCAAAUGACAUAAAACAAUGUUAG